UUAAGUCUUAACUAAAACAUGUUCAGUUUCCGAGUUGUGGUGCUUAUCUUGGGAUGCCUUUGCUUAACUGAAGCUGAAAGAGAUACCCUAAACCCAGGUGAUAAGCUGAGUUCCAAUUCAUCUGAUAAUCUUGUAUCCCCAAAUGGGAAUGUCACCUUAGGCUUCUUCAGACAAGAGUACGGUCAGACUUGGAAUGACAAAAGCUUUGGAUAUUAUUUGGCUAUGUGGUACGCCCAAGGCACGUCAUACAACCAUUCGAUUUGGUUAGCUAACCGAGAUGAUCCCAUCGCAGACGAUUCGGGAGUUCUUGUCCUAGAUGAUACUGGACUGAAAAUUACACGCAUCGGUGGGAAUCCUAUCCAACUUUUCUCACUUCAAUCUACCUCUAUCACCAUCAACACUUCCGAUAUGAAGGCGGUCUUACAAGAUUCGGGGAAUCUUGUUUUGCAAGGUACAAAUGAGGAAAAUGGGGAAAACGUAGUAUUGUGGCAAAGCUUUGAUUAUCCAACUGAUAGUUUUCUACCUGGGAUGAAAUUGGGGGUCAGCAAUGAGAGAAGCUUCUCACUUACAUCUUGGUUGACUGGUUCAAUCCCCGCGUCUGGAUCGUUUACAAUGGAAUGGGAUCCUGCACGAAAUCGAUUAGUAGUUUGGCUUAGAGAGAGGAUUUUGUGGACAAGUGGUGAAAAUUUUGAAAAUUUUGGCACCUUGGAUCCAGUCAACAUGAAUUAUGUUUUCACUAAUGUUUCUAAUCCAAAUGAGAAGUACGUUUAUUAUACUCUUAUAAUUAGUCAAUAUACUCCGGAAGAGCGAAGGAAAAACGGUAGGAUAGUGUUGCAGGACGAUGGGGAUUUACUACUUGGAGAAAUCUAUACAAAAAAUUUACUACUCUGUGAUGGUAAUAGCACAGAGAAUGGUUGCGAGAGAUGGGAAGGACCAAAGUGCCGAAAGAAAGGUGAUAAGUAUGAAUUAAGAACCAUACGACCUUACCAUAAAGAUUCUUUAAACGACACAUUAUAUGGAAACAACAAUCUUUCCUUGAAUGAUUGUAAGGACAUAUGUUGGGAAGACUGCAAAUGUUUGGGAGUUGCAGUGCAGGACCUUCCUUGUCGGUUUCUUUUAGGGUAUUAUUAUGAAGGUGUGUCGUAUGGAUCUUCAUAUGCAGUAAUAAAUCGCAACCGUCCAAAGUCGAAAACUUGGAUAUGGAUUUUAAUCUCUAUAGCAAUGGCUCUAAUGAUCAUAGUACUGCUUUCCACUCUGUUUUAUUUGAGAAGGCGAAGGCAAAUUAGAAAGGAAGAAGAGUACCUACUUGACUUAAUGACUUCAGAAGAUGCAAAUGACGUAUCAGAGCUUCAAACUGGAAACAAUGGUCGUAAUCUAAACAUAUAUACAGCAGCCUUAAUAAUGUCCGCUACAAAUGGCUUCUCACCAGAUAAUUUGCUUGGAAGAGGUGGCUUUGGACCCGUUUUCAAGGGAGCAUUGGAUGAUGGACAAGAAGUUGCAAUAAAGAGAUUAUCAAGCGGAUCAAGCCAAGGGCUAGUGGAGUUCAAAAAUGAGCUUAUACUUAUAGCCAAACUGCAACACACAAACCUUGUGCGGCUCUUAGGCUUUUGCGUUCAAGGAGAAGACAAAAUGCUGGUCUAUGAGUACAUGCCUAAUAAAAGCUUGGACACUUUUAUCUUUGAUGACUCCAAAAGGAAGCUAUUAAAUUGGGAUAAGCGUUUUAGCAUUAUUGAAGGGAUAGCUCAAGGGCUACUUUAUCUUCAUAAAUACUCUAGAUUGAGAAUCAUUCACAGAGAUUUGAAGUUGAGUAACAUAUUGCUUGACGAAAACAUGAACCCCAAGAUAUCAGAUUUUGGGUUGGCCAGGAUAUACAAAACCGGUGAAGCUGGAUCAAAUACGAACCGGAUUGUCGGCACAUAUGGUUACAUGUCUCCAGAAUAUGCAAUGGAAGGAAUAUUCUCUGAAAAAUCUGAUGUAUACAGUUUCGGAGUUAUGGUUUUGGAAGUUGUCAGUGGUCGGAAAAAUAGCAGCCAUUUUGAGUUUGAUCGUCCACUUAACCUGGUUGGAUACGCAUGGGAACUAUGGAAACAUGGUGGAGCAUUAGAAUUAAUGGAUCCAACUUUAAGUGAUUCAUGUUUUAAACAAUACCAAGUUUUAAGAUGCAUUACAUUGGGUCUGCUAUGCGUGGAAGAUAAUCCGUUAGAUAGGCCAACGAUGUCUGAUGUUAUCUCUGUGCUAAACGGAGAGAUGCAAUUGGCAUUGCCAAAACAGCCUGCAUUUUCCACUGGAAGAAGGAUUGUAGAAACAAAUAUAGAGAACAAAGAGGUGGAAAUUUACUCAUUGAACGGCCUAACCAUGUCUACCAUGGAUGCAAGAUGACCAAAAGACUUAAUACUCUUAUUUUUUAUGUUUCCUGAUCAUGUUUAAAGUAUUAUUUAAGAUAUUCUUUUUAUAUUACACCUCUUAAAAAUUAAAGUAGUUUUAUGUACUUUUAUAACUAUUUAUAUCAUUAGUUUUUAACAAUGCAAUUUUUAUAUUUUAUGAUC
Gossypium raimondii (Peruvian cotton) is the source of this 2546-nucleotide messenger RNA. Its product is annotated as G-type lectin S-receptor-like serine/threonine-protein kinase At1g67520. The transcript is spliced from 7 exons. Bases 19 to 2379 code for a protein of 786 amino acids. NCBI's taxonomy places the organism in Eukaryota, Viridiplantae, Streptophyta, Magnoliopsida, Malvales, Malvaceae. Gene Ontology annotation, molecular function: protein serine/threonine kinase activity; ATP binding. Gene Ontology annotation, biological process: protein phosphorylation. The record is from RefSeq and is a predicted model, not a curated record.